AUGGCCAAAGACCAAGAGAAUGGCUCAGAAGUCGAUUCAGAGCGCCCAAAAUGCUUCAACAGCACAUUCCAAGAAGUUCUCUUCGUCCUAACUGCCACAAUGGCCAUUGGCCAGCAGUCAUUUUUCCAGGGCUGUAUUGUGGGAGUAACCGCAUCUAUUGGCAAGGAUUUGCAUAUGAAUGCCGCUGAAAUCACCUGGAUCAAUGCCGGUGCUUCCCUCACAAGCGGUGCGUUCCUACUUACCUUCGGGAAGUUAGCCGACAUGUUCGGACGGAAGAUACUCUUCAUCAUCGGCAUGGCUGGUUUCACCUUCUCGCUACUCAUCGCAGGCUUCGCAACAAAUGCCAUCUACAUGGAUGUCUUCUCGGGGAUUUUAGGUUUAUUCGCAGCCGCUGUCGUCCCACCCGCGGUCGGCGCCCUGGGUGCUUCUUACGAGAAGCCCUCGAAGCGCAAAAACCUUGCCUUCGCCUGCUUCAGCGCGGGAAACCCGCUUGGUUUUGUCGGCGGCAUGAUCAUCUCCGGUGUCGCGGCGCAUUUGUAUAACUGGCGUGCUUCUUUCUGGGCUCUCGCUGUUAUAUAUGCUAUCUUUACUGUUUUGACCGUGUGGACGGUUCCGGCUGAUGGGUUUGAUAGAACGCCUCUGAGCGUUAACGCUUUGAAGCAGUUUGAUCUUCUCGGGAUGGUGUUGGUUGUUGUUGGGUUUGCUUUCUUUUCGAGUUCGCUUUCUCUCGCUGCAGAUGCCCCGGAUGGAUGGAAAACGGGAUACGUCCUUGCUCUGUUUAUUGUGGGCUUUUUCCUUCUCAUGGCGUUUCUGUAUUGGCAGUCCGUUGCUACCAACCCUCUAAUGCCUCUUUGGGUCUGGCGAGAUCGUAAUUUCUCUCUGCUCAUUGGAACUUGCUGCAUUGGCUUCAUGGGCUUCUCUGCCGUCAGCUUCUUCCUCUCCCUCUACCUUCAAAACCUGAAGCAUAUGUCUGCCCUUGAGAUCACUGUCCAGCUGCUCCCAAUGGUUGUCAGCGGGGUGCUAGUCAAUGUCGUCUGCGGUCUGGUCCUGCACCGCGUAAGCAACAAAAUUCUAACCGGCAUCGGAGCACUGGCGUAUACAGUCUCGUUCCUUAUCCUGAGCUUCAUGACGCAAGAAGCUACCUACUGGGCAUUUAUCUUCCCAGCGCUAGUUCUUGUCGUUGUUGGUGCCGACAUUCAAUUCAACGUCACAAACAUGUAUGUGAUGUCCACCCUCCCACCCUCCCAGCAAUCCAUCGCCGGCGGUAUCUUCAACACCGUCAAUAAGCUGUGCAGCAACCUGGGCCUUGGCAUUGCUACUUCUGUGCAAAGCUCAGUCGCCCUUAGCAUGACUGCCUCCACGCCUGCCAUUCGGCCUUACCUCUCAGUUUAUUGGUUUGCGGCUGCGGCUUCGGGUGUGUCAUUGGUUUUGGUGCCGUUCUUGACGAUCGGUAAACAGGGAAAUGAUGUCCCGCAAGACGUCCGGCUGAUUCCCAGCGAGGGGACUGGUGAAGAGGUUGGCGAGAAGACAGCUGUUACUGUCAAUACCAAUUCUGUGAUUUCUUCUGCUGUUGAUAUCACGGAGCACGAGAAGAGGUAG
This is a messenger RNA of Penicillium concentricum, 1599 nucleotides long. Its product is annotated as Major facilitator superfamily domain general substrate transporter. Gene Ontology annotation, cellular component: membrane. Lineage: Eukaryota; Fungi; Ascomycota; Eurotiomycetes; Eurotiales; Aspergillaceae. Gene Ontology annotation, biological process: transmembrane transport. The coding region runs from base 1 to 1599 and encodes 532 amino acids. The record is from RefSeq and is a predicted model, not a curated record. The transcript is spliced from 5 exons. Gene Ontology annotation, molecular function: transmembrane transporter activity.